CCCAAAUAAUCUUCUGCUUAGUUUCCCUGAAGCCAAACUUCUCCACAUCGCCAGCAUCAUUCUGCUCGUUGAACGCAGCGACGCGACACGAAGGGCCCAUCGGUGGGAUUGUUGGUAUUCGCGCGCCAUCCUCCUCGCAAACGCUCCAGCUGUCUUCCUCCUCGCCCACGGCCUAUACAGACUCUUCCGUCCGACAUAAUGUCACACGUUGUGGUGUUCAACUCGUACGCAAGGACAAUCAAGAUUUCUACCACGCCGGUGAAGUACUUGACUGAGGUGCGCGACGAGGCGUGUCAAAAGUUCGGCGUUAGCAAAGACCAAUAUACGCUGAAGUACAACAACAAGCCCAUCUCCCUAUCCCAGCAAAUCCGGCUUGCGAACUUGCCGCAAGGUGCCCGGUUAGAGCUUGUCCAAGCUUCGCGGUCGCCCACCGUCAUAUCAGUCGCGCUUCAGCUUCCAGCGUCCGAGAAGAAUGUCCGUCUUACACAAAAGUUUGCGAGCAACACCUCAUUAUGGGAGAUACUGCGGCAGUUUGAGAGUGGUCAGGGUGCGAACUACAACUUCACACAGCGCGGGGUGCCAGAGAUGAGUGGCACAUCAGGCGCAGGUCGGCUGCACUACGAGAUGCCUGUCAUUGCAGUCAUGCCAGGCCAUAAAGAGCAAUCGAGCUUCGUGGAGCUCCAGCAGACGUUAAGCCAACUAGGAUUCGACAGUGGAUCAGCCCUUUUAAAGCUCUCGUACAAGAACAGCGGACAGCCAUUAGAGGAGGCCAUGGCACAAAUAUCGCAGUACUUCAAGGCGGAGGAGCCUGCAUCCGCUAGUGCAGCAGGUACCCAUGCGGCGACUUCGAUUCAGGAAACCUCGAGCCCAGGUCCCGACCUAGCUGUUCCAGACGCAGCAGAAAAUAUCGCAGACGAAGCUAUUCAAAAUGACGGGCCAGGUCCAGAACCAAUGGAGGUAGACUCAGCACCCGUUAGUGAGUCACUACCAGAAUCUGAAGUCGCUACACAAACUCCUGCGAUUCAACACCCCGAGAGUGUCUCUCCAGUAGCAGUAUUAGCAGAAGCAACAUCAACAGCAGCAGCUGCACCAAUAGAACCCUCCACACUAUCAUCGCCGGCUAUCGAGAGGCCUCGCAAUGUACAGAUAUUCUCGGCGCCGACAUCAUCAACACCACAGGCUGCACGGAACACGUUCAAUGAGAACGACUACCUCCCCACCAUCGAGCACGCAAAAUCACACCAAGCUGCACUGCAAAGCAAGAUGCGCAAUACCCGCCUCCUCUCUGACAAAGAACUUGAAGAACAAGAAAAGGCUCAACAAGAGAAGAUUGAGGCUGCCGCUGCCAAAGGCGGUGCUCUCCGUAUCCGCAUGCCCGAUGGCUCACUCAUCCAAAUGGACUUCACAAAAGCCGACACUGCAUCCGGCCUCUAUACGUUUGUGCAAUCCUUCCUCGAAAAGAAGAACGAGCCCUUUAAACUCAACUAUACUUCCCCAACCGGGCGCCUCGUCCUCAUCCCACAAGACGAGAACAAGCGCUUGAUUCAAGAUUUGAAGUUCUUUAACAACGAGUUGAUCACUUUCCAAUGGGCGGAGAAUGCGAGUGUGGAGGCAAGAGCAUCACGGAAGACAUUGGCACAGGAGUGGCAGGACAAGGCAACGACUCUGAAGGUUGAAGAUGCAGUGCAGCGUGAGAAGCCUCAGGCACCCGUCAAGGGCCAGACGGUUGCUGAAGGAAAGAGGAAGGCGGGGAUGAGCAAUGAGGAGAAGGAGAGUAAGUUGAAGAGUUUACUUGGUAAAGGUCUGUUCAAGAAGAAGUAACGGCCUCAUGGGGUAGGAGCAAGGCCGAGGCAGAUGGAUUUAGAUCAUAAGGCAUUGCUUUGGAGUCUUAGCGAGAGAGCGAUUUGUUCAGUAGGUAUGCAUGUGCUAUAUUGGGAACCUGUCUACAGCAAUGCUAGUCCCGUGACGUACGUGUCUAUGAAUAUUGAAAUAACAUGCACUGCAAACUCAUCCUGCAUAACUUACAGCAACACAUCUGUUGAGCUGACGAGCUGUUAUCUAGAAAAACAUUUAGACUCA
This is a messenger RNA of Cucurbitaria berberidis CBS 394.84, 2079 nucleotides long. RefSeq lists its product as uncharacterized. The transcript has 2 exons. Bases 199 to 1821 code for a protein of 540 amino acids. The record is from RefSeq and is a predicted model, not a curated record. Gene Ontology annotation, molecular function: protein binding. Lineage: Eukaryota; Fungi; Ascomycota; Dothideomycetes; Pleosporales; Cucurbitariaceae.